CACUCAAAGAAGAUAUUUACCGAAUCAUGCAUAAUAAGACACAACGAAUUUACCGAAUCACUCAUUAUAAGGCACAACGUAUUUACUGAAUCACUCAUUAUAAGACACAACGUAUUUACUGAAUCACUCAUUAUAAGACACAACGUAUUUACUGAAUCUCUCAUUAUAAGACACAACGAAUUUACCGAAUCACUCAUUAAAAGACACAACGUAUUUACUGAAUCACUCAUUAUAAGACACAACGUAUUUACUGAAUCACUCAUUAUAAGACACAACGAAUUUACCGAAUCACUCAUUAUAAGACACAACGUAUUUACCGAAUCACUCAUUAUAAGACACAACGUAUUUACUGAAUCACUCAUUAUAAGACACAACGUAUUUACUGAAUCACUCAUUAUAGGACACAACGUAUUUACUGAAUCACUCAUUAUAAGACACAACGAAUUUACCGAAUCACUCAUUAUAAGACACAAAGUAUUUACCGAAUCAUUCAUUAUAAGACCAAACGUAUUUACCGAAUAA
This is a messenger RNA of Lottia gigantea (owl limpet), 522 nucleotides long. RefSeq lists its product as hypothetical. The annotation marks the transcript as partial. Lineage: Eukaryota; Metazoa; Mollusca; Gastropoda; Lottiidae. The transcript has a single exon. The record is from RefSeq and is a predicted model, not a curated record.